AAAAUUCCAAGAUCCAACUCCGUUACCCUAUCCCAACUAACGCCGUGAAACAUAACGCCAAGAUCACACCCCUCCUACACGGUACCCACUCAUCCCAUUUCCGUCUCAACCACUCUCCGCACCAUUCCAAUUUCCAUCCACCUCUCUCUCUAUCUUUCUCUCAUGUCUGUCUGAUAUUCUUACACAGAGAGAAUACAAAACUCUCCCUCCUCCUACUUCUCUUCCGAUCAAACCCUAAUUCCCCCUCCUGGCAUUCCCACGUUCGUUCACAAUUCCAGACCCCAAUCCCCAUAGCACUCCCUUCCCCCGCACACUCGCACCCCUGAGAAGCAUCCAGAGCGUGCCGCUCACGCUCUCGAUGUUCUCAACCCCAUUCGUGCUCACUUUCUCCCUCCUCCUCUCCCUCCCAAUCCUCUUCCUUCUGGCGCCGAGAUUUCUCCCUCCGCGCCACCCUUCCAUUCCUAUUCCGCUCCCCGACGAGAAACAUGAUAUGGCGCUGUUCGACCGCGCCGCCUCUCUCUCCAACCCCUCUACAUUCUCCCACCUCUCCGACGCCAAACCAAAGCUUAAAAUUGCCUUUCUCUUCCUCACCAACUCGGACCUCCAUUUUGCUCCCCUUUGGCACCGCUUCUUCCACGGCCACUCUGGCCUCUACAACGUCUACGUCCACGCGGAUCCGGCCGCCAACGUCACGCGUCCCAAGGGCGUUUUCGAGGGCCGGUUUAUCCCCGCCAAGCGCACCUACCGUGCCUCCCCCACGCUCAUCUCUGCCACGCGCCGCCUCCUCGCCACUGCUCUGAUCGAUGCCCCUGCCAACGCCUUCUUCGCCGUUCUCUCCCAGUACUGCAUCCCCCUCCACUCCUUUCGCUAUGUCUACCACUCCCUUGUCUCGUCCUCGUCCUUCGAUCGGACCGACACCGACCCGGAGUCCACCGUGUUCGGCGUCCGGGUCAAGUUCAAAAGCUUCAUCGAGAUCCUAUCCAUGGAGCGAACUCUCUGGAGGCGCUACACCGCGAGGGGCAGGUUCGCAAUGAUGCCCGAGAUCCCCUUCGAGAAAUUCCGGGUCGGAUCUCAGUUUUUCGUACUCACGCGACGCCACGCGCUUACUGUGAUCAAGGACAGGACUCUCUGGCGAAAAUUCAAGCUUCCGUGUUACCGGGACGACGAUUGCUUCCCGGAGGAGCACUAUUUUCCGACGCUGUUGUCAAUGGCGGACCCCAAUGGGUGCACCCACUACACCCUAACAAGGGUCAAUUGGACCGGUACAGUCAAUGGUCACCCCCACACGUAUCGGCCCCCCGAGAUUUCGCGCGAAGUGAUUUAUCGUCUGCGGCAAUCGAAUCUUUCCGAGUCUUACCUGUUCGCGAGGAAGUUCACCCCGGAUUGCUUGAGACCCUUGAUGAGUAUCGCCGAUUCGGUCAUUUUCCGGGAUUGAAUUUUGCUUCUGGUGAAAAAAAGGAAGAGGGGAAAGCAAUUUGGCUUGCGUUUGUUUGGGAUACAGUUUUGAAGAGAGGCGUAAAGUGCCCCUAAAACGCACAAGUCUCCGACAAAUAUAAAGGUGAAACGACAUUUACUUGUGUGUGAGUUAAAAAAAAAAAGCAGAUACUUUUCUUCAAGUGUAAUUAGACGGUGUAAAAGAAAAGCAAAAAAAAAAAAGAAAAGGGUACCUAGUAAAGUAGAUGUAGAUUUUUUUUUUUGUCCAUUUUUUUUUUCUGGGUGUGUUUUUGUACAUAUGUAGUAGCCCCACAUUGGAUAAAUUCUUCUUCACGUGUACUUUUUAGGCAUUUAGGAAGCGAAUAAAAACGCUACUCGAGAAACUGUUAUAACGUGAGGGAACAGUGACGGCAAAUGGGCCAGCCCAGGCCCAUUACUCUCUUCCCUCGGAUUCCUUUGUCCUUUUUUGCCCUUUUUCCCUCUGGCAGACUGGCUCCUUUUACAAUAAAUAAUUCAGCAAGGACUUCGGUUUGAUUUA
Molecule: messenger RNA, 1972 nt
Organism: Corylus avellana
Lineage: Eukaryota; Viridiplantae; Streptophyta; Magnoliopsida; Fagales; Betulaceae
Product: Core-2/I-branching beta-1,6-N-acetylglucosaminyltransferase family protein
Cellular component (GO): membrane
Molecular function (GO): glycosyltransferase activity
Source: RefSeq, a predicted model, not a curated record